Messenger RNA from Drosophila mauritiana, 1591 nucleotides. It is a transcript of the gene Gbp2, whose product is annotated as glutenin, high molecular weight subunit DY10. The transcript has 2 exons. The record is from RefSeq and is a predicted model, not a curated record. Bases 58 to 1497 code for a protein of 479 amino acids. Lineage: Eukaryota; Metazoa; Arthropoda; Insecta; Diptera; Drosophilidae.
UCUGCUCAGUCUGUUUUGAAUAUUCAACGCUGACGUUGGGUCGAUUCCGUGUCGAAAAUGUUUUUCCAACUCUUAUCUGUAAGAUUGGCUGUGUCAUUGAUCCUUUUAAUCAGUGGACAAUGGACUUCAGCUCGUCCCCAGAAUCCUUACUACGUGGAAAACGGCGGACAUGGAUAUCCGCACCAUCAUCGCCAUCAUGGUCAUCACGGAUAUGGGUCACAAUAUGGACCAGGAUCCAAUGGGCCACCCCCCUUUGCCUUCGGUCGUUUUCCGCCGCCUCCUUCGUAUUAUCCAGAUAGCCAAUCAACUGGAGGUCGUCCACCGUUUUAUCCGAACGGUGGUGCAGUUCAAGGACAACCUGGCAGUCCAUUUCACCAACAUGAAGGUGGUUUUCAUAGAGGACAACAGGAAAACCCCUACCCUGUAGGUGAUUUUAACAGGGGGCAUCCAGGCCUCCAGCAACCCGGUGGUGAUUUCAACAGGGGCCAACCAGGUUUUCGGCAGCCAGGAAAUGAAUUCUAUAGACCACAACCCUCUGGAAGGGCGCCAGGACAUCAACAACCAGGCAGCAGUGAGGAGCUUCCCACCUACCCUGGAGGAUUGGGUGGUGAUGCAAAUACCCUACAGCCUCGACCUGGCCAAAACCCUGGUGGAUUCGAACAGCCAAAUGAAAAUGAAGGCGGAUUCCAACAGCCAGGCCAAAAUAAUGGGGGGUUCCGGCAACCAAACCAAAAUUUUGGAGGAUUCCGACAACCAGGCCAGAGUACGGGAGGAUUCCAACAGCCAGGCCAGAGUACCGGAGGAUUCCGGCAGCCAGGCCAGAGUACUGGAGGGUUCCAACAGCCAGGCCAGAGUAUUGGAGGAUUCCAACAGCCAGGCCAGAGUACCGGAGGAUUCCGGCAGCCAGGCCAGAGUACUGGAGGGUUCCAACAGCCAGGCCAGAGUAUUGGAGGAUUCCAACAGCCAGGCCAGAGUACUGGAGGAUUCCAGCAGCCAGGCCAGAAUUCUGGAGGAUUCCAACAACCAGACCAGAAUUCUGGUGAGUUCCAACAACCAGGUUUAAAUCAGGGACGGAAGCCCGGUACUUCCAAUAAUUCCAUACAACCGCGUCCCGGAAUCCCAGAUGAAGACUUCUCCGACUACAAUUUCCAGUCCCCCAAGACUUUGCAGCCUCGACCCGGUCAGGAUCACGAAACUGGGGGCUCUGGCGGAGCGCAGACUAUUCAACCGAUUCCCGGACAGUCUUCUGUGAUCCAACCUAUUCCAGGGCGAGGUCAAUCUUCUGACAAUGUUGGCCAAAACAUCAAAGACCUUUUCAACACCCAAGAUUUUCUGUCACCAGAAUUGAGCACAGCGCCUGGGGCCAACCGAGAUCCCAAGUCGGAUGCUGAGGAAGCAAGUCCAGAAUCGGUGAAUCAGCGCAGUCUCUUCAACCUGGAUCCCAAGUGUGCAGAAGGACUCAAGGUCAUGGCAGGACGUUGCAGGAAGGAAGCCUAGGGAAUUCGCAUUCAAAUUAAAUUCUGAAUACUGCUGUUUCAUGUACACAAUACAUAUUUCAUUGUGCCAUUAAAUCUGUCAUUAUGUAUAAUAA